AUGGCCCAAGAAGCUGAUAUUCCUACAUUCAAGUGCGUGCUGGUCGGUGACGGUGGUACCGGGAAAACGACGUUCGUCAAGCGGCAUUUGACCGGUGAAUUCGAGAAGAAAUACGUGGCAACGUUAGGUGUCGAGGUGCACCCUCUGAUUUUCCACACGAACCGUGGCCCGAUCCGCUUCAACGUUUGGGACACAGCCGGCCAAGAAAAGUUUGGUGGUUUGAGAGACGGGUAUUACAUUCAAGGACAAUGUGCCGUCAUUAUGUUUGACGUUACAUCGAGGGUAACGUACAAAAAUGUACCCAACUGGCACAGGGAUUUAGUUCGUGUUUGUGAAAAUAUACCUAUUGUUCUUUGUGGGAACAAAGUUGACAUUAAGGAUAGGAAAGUAAAAGCCAAGAGCAUCGUCUUUCACAGAAAGAAGAAUCUUCAGUACUACGACAUCAGUGCAAAGAGCAACUACAAUUUUGAGAAACCUUUCCUCUGGUUGGCGCGCAAACUGAUCGGCGAUCCAAAUCUCGAAUUUGUUGCAAUGCCAGCUCUCCUUCCGCCAGAGGUUACAAUGGAUCCACAGUGGCAACAACAGAUAGAGAAGGAUCUGAAGGAAGCGCAGGAGACAGCGUUACCAGAGGACGACGAAGAUCUUUAG
This is a messenger RNA of Heterotrigona itama, 648 nucleotides long. The record is from the annotation of a GenBank genome assembly. NCBI's taxonomy places the organism in Eukaryota, Metazoa, Arthropoda, Insecta, Hymenoptera, Apidae.